AUGUGGAUUCACCUAACGCUUCUGGCAGUGACUUUGGCCGUGCUAUGGGUGCGCAAACGUUACUCGUACUGGAAAGAGCGUGGCAUCCCGUAUUCCGAACCCAGUUUUCCAGUCGGCAACAUUCCUGGAAUGGGUCGGACGGAGCAUUUUUCAACACUGAUGCAGCGCUGUUACAAAGAUCUGAAGAGAAAAGGACCUAUCGGAGGAAUUUUCUUCUUCAUAAAUCCCGUUGCGCUGGCAAUGGACUUAGAUUUGAUUAAAACUGUGUUAGUGAAAGAUUUCCAGUACUUCCAUGACCGAUCAGCGUACUACAAUGAGAAAGACGAUCCUUUGUCGGCUCAUCUAUUUGCUAUAGAGGGCAAUAAGUGGAGAAAUUUAAGGAACAAGUUAACGCCUACGUUCUCGUCAGGAAAAAUGAAAAUGAUGUUUCCAACUAUCAUUGGAGUGGCCGAUGAAUUUUUGAAGCUGAUGAAAACUGAAGUGUCGAAAAACAAUGAAAUCGAAAUGAAGGAGAUUCUUGCCCGAUUUACGACUGAUGUGAUCGGAAAUUGCGCAUUCGGAUUGGAAUGCAACAGCCUCCACAACCCGGAAGCUGAGUUUAGACGCAUGGGACGAAAAAUAUUUGCAGUUCCUAAAGGUCGACUCCUUAAAGUUUUUAUCGCUCAACAGUUCCGUUCAAUGGCUCGAUCACUUCGGAUAGCUAUAACUGAUAAGGAAGUUUCUGACUUUUUCAUGGCUGCUGUUAAAGACACAGUCAAGUAUCGAGAAGAAAACAAAAUUGAAAGGAAUGAUUUUAUGAGCCUGCUGCUGAAACUUAAAAACGCAGAACCGUCGGACGAUUGUACUGCCCACAACAUUGACCCUAUGACUGUAGAGGAAAUCGCUGCACAAGCCUUUGUGUUCUUCUUGGCUGGCUUCGAAACGUCAUCGACAGCAUUGUCUUAUUGCUUAUAUGAACUGGCGCAAAAUACAGACCUUCAAAACAAGGCACGGAAAUGUGUUGCAGACGCUAUCAAAAAGCAUAGUUCAAUGACAUACGAGGCGAUGCAAGAUAUGCCAUACAUCGAUCAGUGUAUCAACGAAUCCCUUCGUAAAUACCCUCCUGUUCCCAACUUGACACGAACGGUUUCCAAGGACUACAAGCUCCCCAUCAGCGACGUUGUCCUCCAACAAGGCUCCACGCUUAUCGUACCGGUAUACGCCAUCCAGCACGAUCCCGAAUACUACCCCGAUCCGGAACGGUACGACCCGGAUCGCUUCGCGCCGGAUCAAGUGGCCAAACGAAAUCCGUACACUUUCCUGCCGUUCGGUGAAGGUCCACGAAUAUGCAUCGGCAUGCGAUUUGGCAUGAUGCAAGCUCGAGUCGGUUUGGCGUAUUUGAUGAAGGAUUUCAGGUUCACGCUGUCCACCAAGACUCCGGUUCCACUGAAAAUCUCCCCACGCAGUCCAAUUCUCGCAUCGGAAGGAGGAUUGUGGUUGAAAGUGGAGCAGCUGUAA
Messenger RNA from Armigeres subalbatus, 1497 nucleotides. Its product is annotated as probable cytochrome P450 6a14. Lineage: Eukaryota; Metazoa; Arthropoda; Insecta; Diptera; Culicidae. Gene Ontology annotation, molecular function: heme binding; monooxygenase activity; iron ion binding. Bases 1 to 1497 code for a protein of 498 amino acids. The record is from RefSeq and is a predicted model, not a curated record. The transcript is spliced from 2 exons.